UGUUCUUAUCAAAUAUUAUUUACAAUUUAUUUGAAACAACAUUUAGUAUCAGCAAGUUCGAACUGCCUGAAAUGUAUCAUUAAUAAAAAUGAAGGUUUUUAAUUUAACUUUUGUCCGGUCAUUAUCUCACGUGUGUAGCUUAAAACCUUAUAAAGAUACAAAAUGGCUUAUGCCGAAUGGAAACCCUACAGGUAUUUACGUUUAUAAUUGUAUUGCGAACCAACGGGUGCCAGUUAUUUUAAAUGAUCCUCACAUCGCUACCUGGUAUUCCUGUGGCCCCACGGUAUACGAAUCUGCUCACAUAGGUCACGCCAGCUGCUAUGUGAAACUCGAUAUCAUACAGAGAAUUCUCAAAUCGUUCUUCAAUAUAAAAAUCGUCUCCGCCAUGGGUAUUACGGAUAUAGAUGACAAAAUCAUUAAGAAAGGCCUCGAAAGUAAAACACACUUCACAAAUAUUGCUAAACAAUAUGAGCAUGAAUUCUGGCUUGAUAUGGCAUCAUUGAAUGUAGCAAAGCCACUCAUCAUAACGAGGGUAUCGGAACACAUUAAUAGUAUUGAGAAAUUCAUACAGAGGCUUAUUGAUAACAACAUGGCUUAUGUAAGUAAAAACGGUUCAGUAUAUUUUGAUACCGAUAAAUUCUCAAACUAUGGAAAAUUACAAAAAAUGCAAGACAGUGGUGAACCAUCAGAUGAUGAAAAAAGAAAUAAAAUGGACUUUGCUCUUUGGAAAAGUCACAAGCCCGAGGAACCCUAUUGGGAUACCCCCUGGGGUAAAGGCAGACCUGGCUGGCAUAUAGAAUGUUCUGCAAUGGUCAGCAAAGUAUUUGGAUCACAAUUAGACAUCCAUGCUGGAGGAGUAGAUCUACAAUUUCCUCAUCAUGAAAAUGAAGAGGCACAAUCAUGUGCAUACCACAAUAUACGACAGUGGGCUAACUAUUGGAUUCAUGUUGGUCAUUUAAAUGUUAUUGGUGAUACAAAAAUGUCCAAAUCACUACAAAACACUAUUUCAAUACCUGACUUAUUGAAAUCAUAUAAUGCAGAUACAUUCAGAAUGGCCUGUUUGUUAACAAACUACAGGUAUUCAAUGGAAUUCAGUAAUCAGCUUAUGGAAACCGCUGAAAGUGUUUUAAAUAAAUUUAAGUUUUUCAUAACAGAUGCUACUAUUUAUAUAAAUAACAAUGCAACAUCGGUUAGUGCCGUUUACUCAGAUCACAUAUUAAAAAACCUACAGAAAACAGAGGAGGCCAAUUUUGAAGCUUUGAAAGUAGAUUUUGAUACAGCAACUUGCAUAAAUAAUUUGUUAACCUUACUUUCGGACACAAACAAAAUUAUAAAAUCAGAUCCGUGUGAAUAUUGUCCUGUCCCAGUGACAUUGAUAGUUGAAUACAUAGUUGAUAUUCUUACAAAAUUUGGAUUGAAACUUCAAGAGAGUGAGGACACUGUUUUAUCAAACGCAAUGAUAAAUACUAUAGUUGAAUUUAGACAUUCUGUACGAUUGAAUGCAAUUUCUAGCAAAAACUAUGAGCUAUUGAGCGCAUGUGAUAUUGUCCGUGAUAAAAUGAAAUCAAUGAAAGUCCAAAUCAAUGAUAGUCAUAAGACUCCAUCUUGGGUUAUAACCAAAUAAUGCAACUGAUGUAUGUAUAUCAGCUUUACCAAAAUAAGGUGUGCAUAGUAAGUAGAUCAUGUAACAUAAUGUAAGCACACAUUUUCAUAGUUUUGUUUCAUGUGUAAUAAUAAUAAAAUGUCAUUUUCAAUUCAUUGUUAUCCCAGUGAAUCUGAUAAGUGGAAGAUCUGGACUUACUGAGCAGUGACUGAACUGGAUGGUUGUUUUUAGCGUUCAUGCUGGUUUGUUUUUCGAAAAACAUUCAAACAGAAUGAACAUUUCUGAAAAUCAAAAGUUAUAACUCUAAUUAGAUUCUGUAUCUGCAGAUUCAAAUAAAACCCAGAUUAAUAAAAUAUUUUCUUUUUAAUUAUUAAAAGAAAAUAUUUUAUGUAUAAUAUU
Messenger RNA from Bombyx mandarina (wild silkworm), 2002 nucleotides. RefSeq names its product cysteine--tRNA ligase-like protein, mitochondrial (gene CysRS-m). NCBI's taxonomy places the organism in Eukaryota, Metazoa, Arthropoda, Insecta, Lepidoptera, Bombycidae. Gene Ontology annotation, cellular component: cytoplasm. Gene Ontology annotation, biological process: cysteinyl-tRNA aminoacylation. Gene Ontology annotation, molecular function: ATP binding; cysteine-tRNA ligase activity. The record is from RefSeq and is a predicted model, not a curated record.